This is a messenger RNA of Varanus komodoensis (Komodo dragon), 2436 nucleotides long. Its product is annotated as vomeronasal type-2 receptor 26-like. Bases 1 to 2436 code for a protein of 811 amino acids. Lineage: Eukaryota; Metazoa; Chordata; Lepidosauria; Squamata; Varanidae. Gene Ontology annotation, molecular function: G protein-coupled receptor activity. Gene Ontology annotation, cellular component: membrane. The transcript is spliced from 6 exons. The record is from RefSeq and is a predicted model, not a curated record. Gene Ontology annotation, biological process: G protein-coupled receptor signaling pathway.
AUGCCAGAAGAGCUGCAUGACUUCAAUCAAUACCCCCGUGAACAAGUGAUUGGAGAAAGUCUUGCUGUGUCUAAGAACUACCAGCAUGCCUUAGCUUUGGUAUAUGCAGUGAAGGAGAUCAAUGAAAACCAUCAGAUCUUACCCAAUAUCACCUUGGGUUUCCACAUUUAUGAAAGCUACUAUAUUGCACAGUGGACCUACCAUAGCACUUUGGAACUUCUUUCAACGCAGAACAGAUUCAUCCCAAAUUAUAAGUGUGGCAUCCAGAACAGACUGAUGGCUGUCAUUGGGGCUCUUUACUUUGCAGCAUCUAUCCACAUAGCAAACAUCUUGGGCACCUACAAAGUUCCACAGUUCACAUAUGGCUCUAUUCCACUGAAGAAUGAUGAAACAGAAGCAUAUUCCUUUUACCAAAUGGUCCCCAAGGAAACUUAUCAACACACAGGGAUUCUCCAGCUACUAUUGCACUUCAAAUGGAUAUGGGUUGGUGUGAUUGCCAAAAAUGAUGAGAAUGGUGAUGUCUUUGUGAGGACAUUAAGUAAAAUGUUUUCCUUGAAUCACAUCUGCUUUGCCUUCAUUGAAAGAGUUGAGGAAAUUUAUACGAAUGAGAUUUAUGAAGCAAUAGGUUGGUUGACAGGCAUUUAUAAUGUUACAAUGCAAAGCAAUGCUAAUGCUGUGAUUUUCUAUGAAGAAGAUAUAGUGAAUUUCAGGUGGUUUUUGUAUUUACCAGAAAUGGAACAAGGGAUAAUGAUGCCCAAAGGUAAAGUGUGGAUACUAACAGUCCAGCUGGAGCUCCUAUCAUGCCAUUUUCAAAAGAGUUGGGACAUCCAAACUAUGCAUGGUGCUUUAGCCUUCACCAUUCACUCUAAGGAAGUGUUAGGAUUCCAACUUUUUCUUCAGACCAGAAACCAUCUGGGGACAAAGGAAGAUGGUUUUGUCAGGACCUUCUGGGAGCAGACAUUUGAGUGUGAACUUCCAGAUAAACUGCUUGAAGAAACAGCUGAGAAAACAUGCACUGGAGAGGAGAAGCUUGAAAGCCUUCCUGGUCCUGUUUUUGAAAUGAGCAUGACUGGCCACAGCUACAGCAUCUACAAUGCUGUCUAUGCAGUGGCCCAUACUUUGCAUGCCAUGCGGUCCAGCAGACCUAAAGAAAGGGGGAUGGUGAAACUUCAGGAUCAAGAAUCAUGGCAGCUCCACCACUUCCUAAAACACAUAUCAUUUAACAACAGUGCAGGGGAUGAGAUUUCUUUUGACUUGAACAGGGAAUUGGUAGCUGGAAUUGAUCUUACAAACUGGGUGACUUUCCCAAACCAGUCCUUUAAAAGAGUGAAAGUUGGAAGGGUGGAUCCUCAGGCAAAAUCCUUCAGCAUUAAUGCAGAUGCCAUCAUGUGGCACAACAGCUUCAACCAGAUGCUGCCUUUCUCAGUGUGUAAUGAGCACUGCGAGCCUGGUUAUAGCAAGAAAAUGAAGGUGGGGAGGCCAUUUUGCUGUUAUGAUUGCAGCUUAUGUCCGGAAGGGAAGAUUGCAAGCCAUAUCGACAUGGAGGACUGCAUCAAAUGUCCAAAUGACCAUCAUCCAAACAAGGACCAUGACUUUUGCAUUCCGAAAUUGAUAACAUACUUGUCUUUCAAAGAACCUCUUGGGUUCAGUUUAGUCUUCUUUUCUCUUUUUCUUUCUUUGAUCACGGCUCUAGUGCUGGCAAUCUUUGUGAAGCACCAUAACACUCCUAUAGUCAAAGCCAAUAACCAGAACCUCACCUACACCCUCCUCAUCUCCCUCAUGUUCUGCUUCCUUUCUGCAUUGCUCUUCAUCAACAAACCUGAGAAAGCCACAUGUCUCCUCCGACAAAUGACCUUUGCUAUCACCUUUUCUGUAGCUGUAUCUUCCGUGUUUGCAAAAACCAUCACAGUUGUUCUCAUUUUCAUGGCCACCAAGCCAGGAAGCAGCAUGAGAAGCUGGGUGGGGCAGAGACUGUCCAUCUCCAUUGUGCUUGGCUGCGCCCUUGUGCAAGUUGGCCUUUGUGCCAUGUGGUUGGCAACAUCUCCCCCAUUCCCUGAUGCUGACAUGCACUCAUUGAAUGAACAAAUUGUACUGGAAUGCAAUGAGGGCUCUGUGGUCAUGUUUUACUGUGUCUUGGGUUACUUGGGUUUCCUGGCAGCUAUCAGCUUCAUGGUGGCUUUUCAUGCCAGGAAGUUACCAGACAUUUUCAACGAAACCAAGUUCAUCACCUUCAGCAUGCUGGUCUUUUGCAGUGUAUGGUUAUCUUUUGUUCCUACUUACCUGAGCACCAAGGGGAAAUAUAUGGUAGCUGUGGAGAUCUUCUCCAUCCUAUCCUCCAGUGCUGGGUUGCUUGGUUGCAUCUUUUUCCCCAAAUGUUAUAUCAUUCUGUGGAGGCCUGAGAAGAACAACAAGAAAUUAAUAAGGGGGAAACUAUGA